This is a messenger RNA of Meloidogyne enterolobii, 405 nucleotides long. The record is from the annotation of a GenBank genome assembly. Lineage: Eukaryota; Metazoa; Nematoda; Chromadorea; Rhabditida; Meloidogynidae.
UUUGUCAUAGAAAUCAUGACUGUAAACUUAAGAAAACAUCUCCAACCGCUUAUUGUAACUGCUGGGAGAAAUGUGAAUGUAAAGCGUUGGUCACUGGAAAUAAUGCAAAGAGGGAACAAUUGCUUUUUGGAAUGUUACAAUGCCCAGCAUUGGUUGACGGUCUUAAUUCUAAAGGAGAACACAUUUUACUCUUUUUGGCUCGCACUCUUGGUCGUCAGUUAAUUGAACAAGAAGGCUAUACGAAGCGGAAUAAGCGCCCUGGACCUACUAACACAACUACAGCAUAUGGCGUUCCCAUUCCUGAACAUGAUCUUGAACCACCCAAAUUUGCUAGAAAAGCACUCGAUUUGGCAAUAGGAAAUUGGGAUGUUGUAAAAAGUUUGCUUGAUGUUGGUAUCAAAAAGC